Messenger RNA from Rhodotorula toruloides NP11, 1110 nucleotides. Its product is annotated as integral peroxisomal membrane, peroxin. The record is from RefSeq and is a predicted model, not a curated record. The transcript has 6 exons. Bases 1 to 1110 code for a protein of 369 amino acids. NCBI's taxonomy places the organism in Eukaryota, Fungi, Basidiomycota, Microbotryomycetes, Sporidiobolales, Sporidiobolaceae. Gene Ontology annotation, biological process: peroxisome organization. Gene Ontology annotation, cellular component: peroxisomal membrane.
AUGUCAGCCCCCGCCGCGCCUGCCGCACCCUCGGCGCCCGACAAAGGCCCUACCUUCCCCUCUCUCCGCUCCCUAACGAACCUCGACGACCUCCUCGUCGGCGCAGUCCUCAAAGCCGGGUCGCCGACAACGGUGCAGGGGAGUAAGGAGGCGCUGAGCUUGCAGACUACUUCGGUCAACUUUAGGCGAUUCGUCCAGAAGGCGGGCCCGAUCUUUGUCGCGCAGGAUGCGGUCGAGAGUGUCUUGAGGUGGGAAGAUCCGGCAAAGACGUUGUUCUUCGCUGCUUGCUGGGGCUUCCUUUGCUACUGGCCCUCCUUGAUUAUCCUCCUUCCCAACGUCGUGCUCGUCUCGGUCCUCCUCGCGACGUAUCAGGCAAAGAGGGCGACCGGACAGGCGCCGGAGAGUCAGGAGGGGCCGACGGCGUUGGCGAGGGAGCCGCCGAGUGAGGGGUCGGUGGAUUAUUUGGCGAAUUUGCAAAACAUCCAGAUCAUGAUGGGCCGCGUCGCGGACCUGUCCGACCUCCUUCGCUCGACCGUCCCCUUCCUGACCUGGCGGGACGAGCGCCUGACCCGCGCCGCCCUGCACCUCGCAAUCGUCUCCUCCUUCGUCCUCGCCUUCGCCGCCCCCUUCGUACCCUGGCGCCUCGUCUUCUUCGUCGCAGGCGAAUCAACCUUCUUCCUCGGCCACCCAAUCGUACAAACUUUCCUCGCCUCGCUCGCGCCUUACCUCUCGGCCUCGUCCAAAGAGCGCUCGAAGCUCGUACGCAAGUUGUUGGAGGACGACGCGCUGAAUGACGAGGAGCUCGAGAUGGAGGUCGUGGAGGUGCAGAGGAUAGAGGUCGAGACGAGGGUUCCCGGGGCGCCGGUCGAGGCGGCGUGGCAAGUCGAGGCGGUUGUGGGAGGAGAACUGCCGAGCGGGUUUAGGUGGUUGGGCGAGUGGGAGGACGCGACGCCUUCGGAUGGGGCGGUCGAUACGGAAGGAUGGACCUACCUCCACCUGGACGGCACACGCUCGACGACCCCGUUCGUGCAGGGCGAGAAAGGACCGGUUUGGGCGCAGUCGAGGCGGCGGAGACUCACGCGCAGGGCCAUCAAGAAUCCGUUGCUGUGA